This is a messenger RNA of Cyclocybe aegerita, 606 nucleotides long. Lineage: Eukaryota; Fungi; Basidiomycota; Agaricomycetes; Agaricales; Hemipholiotaceae. The record is from the annotation of a GenBank genome assembly.
AUGAAGCUUACCUCUGCAUUUAUCUUGGCUGCUGUCUUCGCCUUGAAGGCCACUAGCUCAUUUGCCGCGCCUUGGGAGGGUCAUAACGACGUCGGACAUGUCCACCCUCGCGACCUCGAAGGCGAUCUCCCCGACAUGGACGCCAGAGACUUCUAUGACGAGCUGGAGGAGCGUGACUUUGACGAUGCUGAGAUCGACGCCCGGGUCGAUCUCGACGACUUCGAAGAGGUGGCAGGUCGUGCCAUCCCUCCUUGGGCUCGAGUUGACAAAAGUGCCAUUGCUAAAUAUGGUGGCAAAUUUGUCAACCCCUCUGCAUUUGAACCACCAAGAGGGACAGGUUACGGUGGACGCGGAGGGAGAACGUCGAAACAACAGCAGCUGCUGGAGUCGGCGGUGAAGUACCCAGGCGGAAGGGCAACUGGAUUCCGCCGCCCAGGGCCUAACUACGUCAAACAGAUUGAAAAAGCUCCAACUCCUGGAUCGGUACCAAAGGUGAUUCCAGGAAAAGCGAAACCUGCCCUGCGCAAGCCAACAGCAGCCAGAUUUGCCUCUAAGACGCUCAGUCGCACCAUGCUGGGUGCCGGUCGCCGUGGCAGACGGGUGUAA